Messenger RNA from Sabethes cyaneus, 15694 nucleotides. RefSeq names its product bridge-like lipid transfer protein family member 1 (gene tweek). The record is from RefSeq and is a predicted model, not a curated record. The coding region runs from base 133 to 15399 and encodes 5088 amino acids. Gene Ontology annotation, biological process: synaptic vesicle endocytosis. NCBI's taxonomy places the organism in Eukaryota, Metazoa, Arthropoda, Insecta, Diptera, Culicidae. The transcript is spliced from 20 exons.
CGAACGUAUUUGCAAAUCUUUCUGUGAUGUUAGGUUUUAUGUAGAAAAUUGCGGUUUUCGACCGAAUAAAAUGCUGUUAUUACAUGUUACCUAGAACUAUUGGAAGGCUUUACGACUAAAAACGACGUCAUCAUGAGCUACGAAGUGUCCGAAGAGCCAGAUCUAAUCGAUCUCGGUAUGGGUCAGUUUAAUACGACUCAAUCGCUCGAGGAGAUGAAGCUAGACAAGAACAUGGUGUGGCUUCUAUUCUCACUUAUCUCCUCAAUCGUUUGGGUGGUGUACAUUACUUUUUAUAAUUCGCGCUUGUUUGGUUACUGUAUCACGAAGCUGGUCAACCGUUUGUUCGUUAGAGGGGCCUAUUUUAAGAUAGGAUCACUGAACGUUAAUCCUUUGGCUGGGAAAAUUAUGUUUCGUGAUGUUGUGUAUGUGUGCUACGAUUACACGGUUCGAGUGCAGGAUGGAUACUUUAUUUUUCGUUGGUGGCGGUCGUAUGUACCGAAGGAUGUAUCAGAGGAUUUGUCCCAUUCGGAUACACGUUUGUCGGUGAUGUUGAAUGGAUUCGAACUGCAUGUGUAUAAUCGGUCGGAUCUCUAUGCUAAGUUGGAAAAAACGUUUGGACUGAAACCAUCGAUACUUAUCCCAACGGAUAAUAUGAGCGCAGAAGAGAUUGCACGCUUCAAAGAGCAAGCAAUGAACUAUGAAAAUCAAAGACAAAGUAAUGAGCCACCAGAAAAAAUAAAAAAGCCCAGACCAGAGGCAAUGGCAGCAACCACCUGGAGAGAUUUAAUUCCUGUGAUAAAAAUUGAUAUUUGUUCCGGCCGAUUUGUGUUCGGUAAUCGCUUGACCCCCACAACUCUUUCUAUUUGUGUGGAAGAAGCUCAUUGUGUGUAUAGCACAAAGCCUGCAGUUUCUAAGUUGGAUCAUUUUAUGCAUUUCGUUAAAGCAAAAGUCGAAAAUUCAAAAGUGCUGUUGGCCCCUAGCCCCAAAUAUACGGGUCUGGUAGAUGAACCGCCUCGUUACAUGGGUGAAGGAUUUGUGGUGAUGAUGUCCAAUAAUAUUGAGCUGUACUUUUACAUGGAUGAAGCUGGCCUGGUCCCGGAGCAACCUGUAACGUUAACUCUGGCUAAUGGUGACGUAGUGGAGGCUGCGCCACCCGUAUGGGGCAUCGAUAUAAAGUGCGGCAAAGGAACCGACUUCAGCUACGGUCCAUGGGCGGAUCGUCAACGGGAUCAUUUAUUUAAAUUUUUCUUCCCCCCGGAUUAUCAAGCGAUGCAAGUGACUCAACCGCCGAAACCCGGCGAUCGACGUGAGAUGCGAUCGUUCGAUGUUAGUCUGUGUACGCUGAACGAGGCCACGAUUGAUAUACUGUUUUCGAAGAAUAAGGAAACUAACGCUGUUCAUGUCAAUAUCGGUGCUGGAUCUUAUCUGGAAGUUACGCUGCCUUGGAUUACGCUGCAGGAUGGUUUCACUACCAAAGUAACUGGACAACUGUUGCACGUGGAAGCCACAACCAGUCUGCAGUAUCGCAGUUUGGCGGAAUGUGAGACGCUGCAGUUUAAUGUGAAAAUUCACUAUCCGGUUCGGUGGAAUAAUCACCAAGAAUGGACCAUUAAUUUGACCGGUAGCAAAGCAACUGCUUAUAUAGUGUUUUCGCACAAAGAGUUUUUCCAGGAUUUGGUGGAAGAUUGGGCUUCAAAAGCUAGGCCGGAUAUUUUGAGUUUUGUUCCCUAUACCUGGAAGUUUGGAGUUAUUUUGAAGGAAUUCGAAAUUAUCACUUUGAGCAACGAGUUUAACUGGAUCGAUUGUUCCAGUACCAAUCAGGAAAAUCAUCAUCUUGCAUUCUGUGGAGAUUUGUUUGACCUGAGCUUCAGCCUUCCGUUUGAUGAUUUCCUUCCAAACAAGAUCCCGAUCGUAUUCUGGAUUCACGGAGAAGGUCUAGAUUUAAGUAUGUACCUUCCUGAGCAGUCUAGCAGUAAACCUAUAUUGGUUGCGCUGGAUAAAAAUGCCAGACUGCUGACACGUGACGGAAGUGUUAAGAAACGUUGCGAGCUAAUCACAAAUAAAUGGCGUCGAGUUUGUCUACGUUCAGCCGGUUGGAUAGAUUGCUGGACCGUACCGAUUGUGGCACUUUCGAUUAAGUACAUCUACCAUCCGAUGCCACCGCUUGGACCGGAUCCUCAAGCAGAUAUAACAACACCAGAGAAAGAAGAAAUCCUGCUCAGCCCAAUGCGCAUCCCAAAAAUGAGAAAAUCACCUGCCAUCACUUGGAACGACGCCGGUCAACCACGGUUUGAUCCUACCACUCUACCACCGGAUCAAGUUUCAGUCGAACUGGAGAUCGGAUCUUCGAUUAUGCUUGCCUACGGUGCAAUUUUGAGGAAUUUCAUACAUCUAAAGGAAAACAUUUUUGGCGAAGAUCAAUCUUUUACGGAUAUGGAAAAAUCAAAUUCCAAAUCAAACUCUACCAAGAAUGUUGGUACCAAAUCGACAAGCUCGAAAGACGACCCAAGCAAGUCCAUUUCCGAAGCGAGCGUAAACAUGGAGGAGAAACCCAAACGUUUCGAUCCGAGAAUGUUUCGACCACUGGAAGUUAUUGUUAGCGUAACCAUUCACGAUCUGCAGGCACACGUCAUAAAGAACUGCAAUGAAAAUGAUCCUCACUGUCCGGUUAUUCUCAUUGAGCGGCUCGGCUUCGAGAUGAAGAAACGAUUUCACGAAACCGAACUUCAAGUGCUCGUUAGUCCAUCGUUUCUCAUUUCUUCGGAAAACACUAUUCGACCGUCGAAGGACAAACACUUAAAACAGGGACAUUUGCUUCUGUCGGCAGUGCAGGUUAGAGGUCAUGCCAUGUUCAGCAAUGAAGGUCGACAGCUGGACGAAGAAACACUUGAAUACGCAUGGCUGCUGGAAGUACAACUUGGAAAACUGUCCGGGAAAAUGACGCUUCCCCAGUUAAUGAACGUUGUAGUAGGUCUAGAGACACUAGCUUUCCUUACGAUGGAUUCGGAAAAUGAACUAAAAUCACCCAAAACCGUACGCUAUUGCCAUCACGGCGUUCCAACUAACGUGUGCCCGCACACGAAGGAAGAAGCUAAAUAUCGCUGCCCGUCGACGGAGGAUAUUAAGUAUCGCAUGACGCGAGUGGCAAUCGAUGCAAUCGAUUUUUAUUUGGUGGAGAACGGAACCGCCAUGCACACUUGGAUCUCGCCCAUUCGCAUCGCAACGUGCAAUCUUCAUGGGCAGCAGGUCAAAUCCGGAGUUACUGGACUGAUUCCAACCAUUUUAUUGCGUCAGUUCAUCUCAACUGGAGGGCAUUUCAGUCACAGCAAUGGUAAUUCACACAGCAAUACUGGAACGACUGGAAGCAGUCGAUCGACUAAAGCUCAUCAUCAAACUAACAAUAAACACGAGCCGGGAUGCAAGGAGGAAACAGCUAAUCCCUUAUUCAAAAGACCGGACGAGCCAGCAGCGUGUGGCUGUAGCGGAAUGAAGCAUAAAAAGUCUUCCGAGCAAUUUCAACAACAGCAGCAGCAGCAGCCGACGCAACAUUCCUCCUUUUCCGUUCGCCGUGAUUCGAAAGAGCACGGAAGAGACGAUGCAUUUGGUUCGCUUUCGAACCGGCGGAGCCACGAAUCUGACCACGGUGGUUACCGGCGAGAUAAGGACGAUGGUUACCCUUCGGUUCACUCGACGGCUCGAAACAACUGCCGGGAUAUUGACUCUACGGAACCUUGGCUGGAGGUUGGAUGUCUUUCACUAGGACCGAUUAUUAUCGAAGCUGCUUCGGCGCUUCCUAUUCCUGAGCACUGCUUACAUUUGGUGCAGCAUAACUAUCUUAAACUGCAUGACGAGCGAGCCAGAAAACUUUGGUUCUUGUGGGCAAACAGCAGCGAUCCUAUUCGUUGCGGUUGCGUUGGAGGAUGUGCUUUUUUCGGCACUAACCGCAACGGUCCACGCUUCUUCAAACCUUCGGCGCAGGAUUUGCAGGAUUUCAUCAACAUAGCGCGCUAUCACAUUUAUCCGAAUUCUCGCGAGUACGGCUUCGGUCAGAGUUUGCUGCAUGAGGACCAGCUGGUGUUUCACACGCCACCCUAUAGCCUGCAGCCGGUUUCACUGCAAGAAUGCUAUGAGUACGUGGGUAAACCGAACCUUCGUACCACUAGAUUUGGAGCGGAUUCCAAAUCACCUCUGCCACCGAAGCAUGAUUCGAUCAUCAAUCAGCAAAAGCAGUGUGACGUAUCCCCUAACAGUACGUUGAUACGCAACAGCGGUGACAAGUCGGGAAAAUCCUCACUAGAACGCGUCAAAGAAAAAGACACCGGUUCGCCGUUAAGUUCCGAUCGCAGCAGAGGACGACGCUUUUCCUACACUAGUGCGAGACAAAACACAAUUUCCCAUGACGUUCCAUACUAUCGGCUGUUGGAAUCCAGUCCCAAGGUUAAUAGUUCGAAAAUCUCAACCCCUACACCGUCUCGCCAGGAAUCGGAAUCGCGCCUUCUCACACCCAAAGCAAUUAAAGUGCAAACCCCCAAAACCAGUGCGUCCGAUUCUCGUCUCACAAUGGAAUACGUUCAGGGUGACGAUACCAGCAGUAUGACGGAGGAACCAACGCACGAGCUGUCACAAUCUGCUCCCCAGCCACACCCGCUGGAAUCCGAUUCAGAGCAUUCGCUCAGCCCGAAAGUUUCCGAGGACGUAAUCAUUCGGGACGUUCAGCGUACAGUUUCACUGACGUCGGAAAACCCAUCGGAAGCGUUUUUCUCGGCCGACGAAGAUCUGCACGCCUCACGCAGCUCUAGCUUGAAGGCAAAUGACGUACCAUCGAUACCGAAGAAACGUUUUGCUUCUGAUCUCAGUAUUGUUGGACCGAAUGAUUUGGAAGGGAAGCUUUCGUCCCAUCGAAGCGAUUACGAAAUCCACACACCGGAACAUCGCAGUUUACCCAUGAGACCACAGUCUACAGCGGAGCUGGUUGAUCCGCACGACUCGUCGGAAUCGCACUCCCUGUCCUCGAGUUCGUUCAUUUCGGCGCUGUCUUCACAGGAAGACAUUACACUGGUAAACUUGCAUAUGCAGGUCAAUCGUCCAAUUAUCGAUUCACCACUGCUGAUGGCCAGCUAUGUCACCCAUUUGGCCCAGGUUCGUUGUUCCAACUGGUCCCACUGUGCGAUGCCAUUCGGAGCCGAUUCUUUCUCGAUGCCAUUGUUUCAACAAAAUGACGACGGUGGCUUGGUUUACAUAGGUAGCAAAUUGGUUCCACAUUUCGACAACUAUUCGAAUUGGCGAGAGGUAAAGGUAAUUUCCCGUUAUGACGUUGGUUCUGGUCAAUCGGCAUCGGGCUCAUCGGGUUUGUCUACUUUGCCGAAACCACAUCCCUGGGAUCCGAGUGUGAUGGUUCGUGGUCGAUUCGAGAAACAUGAAAGUAAAGAAUGCGAAAACGAGUUUCUCAGCUCUCAGGGUGAGACUGCUACCAGAAAUUCGGUGGUGGUGCGAUUCAAAGGACAGGUUGACGUGAUGCUGACACCGCUGUUACUCGAAGGUUUGCAAAGGAUGAUAGAAUCGCUGAUCCCAACUCUGUCUACAUUGCAUCCGUUAACGAUAAUCAACGAUGUCCAUGCGUCCUGCGUCAGUAAAGUGGAAGCAGUAAACGUACUAAAGCGUGACCAGUCGCUUAGCUAUUGGUCGCAGGUUCACUCUAAUUCUAAACGUUCAACGGCCGAGCGUAACCUGCAAGGUCCUGGUGGUCCUGUGCUCACUGACGUUUACGAAGAAAGCAUUUCAACUCAGUUGCAAGGACUAAUUGUACUCCCAAAAAUGAAUAUUACGCUGAUACAAAGUUCAGUGAUCGAGGAAGUAAUAUCAUUUGCCGCACUCGACAAUGUCCAAGAGUUGAGCUGUGCUUCACUGUUAGCUGUGUGUUUAGAGGGUGUUUCAACUCGAUUCCAUCUCGGAAAGACCACCAAAGCGUCGAUGCACACUGUUUAUACUCAGCCAACGAUUCGGACUGGAGGCUUGAAGAAAAGUGGAUUGAUUCGUGGAACUAGAGCUUUACUAGCGCAUCUAUCCUCUCAGACUAGACCAGACAAUGUUCCUGGCGAUCCAAUCUUAUUGGAAACAUCGGAGAAACAAUUGGAAGAAUUGAUAGUCACCUUGGAUGUAGGAAAGGCACAUGCUCAAUUGAGACGGCUGAAAAACGAUUCAGUUGCUGUGCAAGAUUCGCAGAUAGUAAUCACUGCUAUUCCAGGGCAUCGAAGCCGAGCAAUGUUUGAUUGUACAAAAAUUCCUGAGGAACCAGCAACAGACGGAAGCACAGUCAUGGGAUACAUCAUGUUCGAGUGCGGCCUUGAAGGUGUAAGCGUUAAAAUCGUUAAAAGAUCUCAAUUCGAAAAAUCGGAAAAUGCUGAAGAAGCUCUUAAGGAGUCACCAGAAAUAAGAAAUUCAGAAAACAAUCAGAGUAGCGUAACAGCUAAUAACCCUCUAAACCUAGUUACAUUGCUGAACGAGGCUGGGGGAAGCAUGGCUGCAGAGGCUUUGGCAAAAAUUGGUAUGAAAAAACCGUCAACACCUAAGACAGGUACUCCAAAAGACAAGAACACUGUUGGAGGUGAUCAGAAGACGAAAGAUAAACCCGCUGAUGGCCGAACUUCUAGGGAGCGUUUUUCUCAAGGAGGAGAUGAAAUGGAUGGUCAAACCAAAGAACAGACCAAUCAGCAAGGGUCAAAUAUUUCAACAGGGGAGCAAAACAAUUCCACUGCUGUUGUUCCAUUGAAAAAUACCAACGGAAAGACGUCAUCCUGUGUGAUAGACUUCAAAACGGUUUGGUUUAACUUUGCCGCACCACCACGUACACCGAUUACCAGAAAAAUUGACUACUCUCGCUUGGAUUGGAACCUGUUAAGCACUGCGUCGCCGGCCAUCACUGCUUGGAUGAACCCUAGCAACCGAUUUGCCAUCAAAGUUGUCGCCCUCAUUCGUGCAACGUAUAUCAGACGCACGGCCGUAAUGGUGGCUUUGAUGGCCGAUGCAUGGGAACGGCAAACGCUUCAUCGUCCACUUAAGAGCCGCUACCCCGGAAUGUUUACUCCUCUUGCCAAAACAUUACAGGAGGAUCCGAGCUGUUUACUCUGUACAAUGUUGCAAAAGUAUGUUCUAGAGGAAACGGUUGCCAAGAUAGACAAUGAUUUGAAACAACAGUAUGUUCCACAACUGAGCACUCUGAGACAGGCUGUCAUUGUACUAAGUCGACAGUGGAAGAACGUUUUGUACAAUCCCAUGCUGUUUGAACAUCAGUACAAGGGCAAACUGAACAACCCAAUAAGUGUCACAUUUUCUCUACCUCAAGAUGAGGACGCAGAAGAUACGGAUGAUAUAGACGCUGAAAACUAUCCGGUGGGUAUCAUCGAAAAUCAUCCUCUAAUUGAUGAGGAGAACGAGCGCACAAUGCUGCUUGGCCAAAGUGUGCAGGCUCAUCACCAGCGACAAGCGACAGCGACUGCCCAUCAGCAUCACGUAAUCAAAGUGCCCGAGGAACCGGUACAGAUCCACAUAACCAAGCUUGGAGAUUCCCUUAACACCUCUCCUAGUACUAACAACUCAAACAAGUUGCGGAAAAAGUCGUCGGUAAAGAGUUUUAUUCCUCCAGCAGCACCGUCUUCACGAUCUAGCAUGCAAAUGUUUCCGAUCAUUUUCGACAAACAUGAUCCUCAAAUUGAAUACGGAGCCUUGAAGGAGGGGUCACUGCCGUCCGUAUGCAGUUCAUCGGAAUCGACGGACAAGCCUGGCACUCCACCGGCCAAUCAGAAAGAGGAUCUCUAUUCCUGGAUGGCUAAACAGCAAAACGGUCAGUCCAAGUCCAGCCGGGACAAGGAGAAACACGAGAACGCUCGUCAUACAAGCAAAAAUCGGUUGGAAACUCACUCGAUUAAGUAUAUACAGGACAGUAAUCGCAUCAUUGAUGCUCAUCUCAUUUUCGAACCAAUGCUGACAUGUUUAGGUGUUAUGCCGCAGCAAAUGAUCAACAGUGUUUCGAACACGGACGUCUCGUCGCUGGACAGUCUAGGCACGAAUCUUUCUCUCGUAUGUUCUUUCGAUACCAUGCGCAUUGAUAUAGUGGUCAGCGAAGCUGGUGAUUCGAAAAAACCUAAACCUAAGGUGGGCAAAAAAGGCAAUGGCAAGUUCUCCAUAAUCAUGCCGGCGGAACAACCUGCGUUUCUGUGUGAGCAUGUCGGUGUGGAGCUGGAGCUUAUGAAAAUGACAGACGGAUUUCCGGAUGAUUCCAAGUUGCAUAUGCUUUACGUUUCACGGGGACAGUUGAAAAAGCACACAAGCACUGUGAUAAAUUUUAGCUUGAAUGUGAAAUAUUUAUCGCAACAGGUAAAUAUGCCACUUUUGCGUUUGCUUCAUCAGAUCACCAACAUGUACCAGAAUGUAAAAGAAGCUCAAAAUGAACUUCGCGACCAUCCCGAGCAUGGAAAACGGAGCGCUCCGUUGAAAGACGAAUCCAGUCUAGCAUCCGACAUAAACGAUCCUACCUUGAUGGGUUCAUUAAAUGAACCGUUGAUGUCGCAGAAUGGUGCAUUUGACUACGCGGAUGAACGGUACGACAAAUUCAACGAAGAUAUUCCCUCCCGCAGUGAGCUUCGUCAUUCCGUAAGCCGUUCGAAAUUGCCAAGUCUAGGCGCACUGAUUCCGCUCACUCCUUCACCUAGCUCUCGCAAUAGACCGCACAGUUUCGCGCAGAAACUGAGGAGCACUAGUAAGUCGGUCAAGGGUAAAUUAGGCUACACAAAUCUCAACGAAACCGUUACAACACCGAUUAAAGCAAGCCCUACAGCACUAACAUUCGCGGAUGCUCUUUCGAGGAAUUCGUUGGAGGCAAAAAAUUCGCUUACGGGAUUGUCCAGUUCAUAUGGAGGACCAAAUGUAAAUGAAGCUUUUGUAGAUUAUACGGCACCAUUCGAUCGAUCGACGUUUACCGGGCCAAUACACAGUAUAUUAGAUACCCCCAAAUGCUGGAAAACCGUCUACCACCUGUUGGAUCUCUAUUCCGCCAUGCCGGAGACAAAAACGAUCUCUCAUCGCCUCUCUCUAUCACCGGAUGCCAACGGCCAAAAUAGAGCUCGUAAAUAUAAUUUUCUAACAGACCCAAAAGGUACGACACGGGAUUGCGACGAAGGAAAACCUGGAACGCCACUGCCAAAAGACGUUGGCGUUGUAACGCAGGAGCGGACUCGAUUGGUAGUGUUUGGAGUAGCCAAGAUCCACCGAACUCGCCUGCUUGCGACGUUGAGCGGACUAAAGUUAGAGGCAGAAAUUACCGCUUUGCACAGCAGCACUACGUGGCGCAAAAAAUCCCGUCCGGCGUCACUAGAAUGUUCUUUGACCGGCCAGGUGGGACGCGCCAUGAUAGUGCUGCUGGAAGGCGUACCUCCCAACCAGCAAACUGUAGUGAAAGUUACAAUCGGUAAAAGUCAAACACUCUACUCGAGCAUCACCCGCAAAGGAAAGGACAAAAAUAACGGACUGCUCUCGGUUGGUAUUGUCAACAUCGACAUUCCGCAGCAUCCGGUAGCCCUCCACGGCAUGAUGACCCGGGGUUCCAAGCAAAUAUCUUCAACAUUGCAAGAGUUACGUGUGACCCGAAGCUCGGCACGAUUGGCCCGCCAAAACGAAGAACCGGAGUCUCCACUGCACCAUCAACGUGAGACAAAGGAUAAGCACGCAAACGUACGGAAGCAGAGUGUUUCCGCGUCAAAAAUAGCCACCAAUAAUCCUAGUGGCUUGCUGCAGCCGCUGGUUAUGCAAUUCAACAUUAUACUGCAAAGUCUUUCGGUUACCGCGGCUCUAUUACCUUCGUUGCAAGCUCAAUACAAAAUGGAUCAAGUCACGUCAAAUGGUGUCACCGGAGGUAAGGCGAAGUUCACUGUGGACUUGCCGAACCACUCACUCAGUUUCACCACAAAAAUGCAAACCACAGAGACUAAUUUACCAUCGGAAGCCUGUAUUGCAUUGCCUCCAGUUCAUGUUAGUGCGGAAUAUGUACCGGAAAGUUCCUCCGAAGAUUCAGCUCCCAUUGAUGGAGUUGUUCUUCGACAAGGAGGUUACUUGGCUGCAUCUGCAGAAAUUGGUGUGUUUGAACGAUGUCUUUCGACAGAUCUCUUGAAUCAUUUAGUGUUUGUGCAGAAGGUCUUUAUGAAAGAAGUCAACGAAGUUGUUCAAAAAGUUUACGGAGGUGAGAAACCUGUCCCAAUAUGGCUUGAAGAUGCGGAUGAUAAUGGUUCUCAUAUAAGGAGAAUAUUGUUUUCGUUGAACAUUAGGGUGAAACGUAUUCAGUUAACGGCUACGACUCCUUGCAACUCAGCGGUGCGAUUCGAAACCGGUCAACUAGACCUGCAUCUAUCGAACCGUGUCAAGAAUCUAGCUGACGUAUCCAAUACGAAGUUGUUUGGCAGAGCCCAAAUAGAUCUGAAUCUCUCGUUGGGUCAAAUAAUCAAGAAUGUAAUUUUCGAUGAAGCCGAACCAGAAUUUCAGCAGUAUGCCUUUUUCAACACAACUAUCGGGCUGAGAAAUGCAUUCCAAGAUGAAAUGAUGAAUGACGAUAAGGAAUUGGUGUUGAUAACCCUAAAGCGUCCUCUGAUGUACGUGCAACCCAUCGCCGUAGACAAAGCCAUUCUUGUUUGGUUGAACUACAAAAAUGCUUAUGAAUAUUGGACAGAAAAACGUGCUAAUCUCAAUAAGGAAGUGUUAAUGGCAACUCAGCAAGUAUUGGAGAAGGUACCCUUCGAAAAGCUCAGUCAACAUUUGGCAACUGCAAACCUAUCAACGCUGUUCCUGCAACUAACAGUGGAAGAUAUGGGUAUAUGUCUACCGCUUAAUCAGCCACCACAGCUGUGGGGAAACCGCUCAGCAGGAGAUUAUGAGCAAAAAGGAGCAGUUGUAAUAACACUAGAAAAUACCAUUAUUUCGGCUUGCAGCUGUGGUUCAUUGGUUUCAAAGGGUAAAUUUGCCGGCUUAUGUCUUCGUUUUGCGGAAGAUUUUGACUCUUCGCUGGAUGAAUGGAAACCUAAUAUGAACGAUGCCAGUAUAAUGAAUCUUUGUGUUGUUUCGGAGGGAACUUAUGAGGUCUGUUCGAGAACGAUUGCAUCUAAACCCCCAGAUAACGCCAAGUGGUUCCUGAACGUAAAAUGGCAAAUGGAGGGAGUCGACAUUCACCUGGAUAUAAACAUCGGCAAACAGCUAUCGGCACUGGGACACACACUAACCAUGCUGACAGGUUCUGAAGAUGAGGAGCCAACUUCGUCCGAUACUCAAGAUAGCGACGACGCCGACCAACUGGAAGGCAACCGAACUUCACAGGAGUUUAGUGCAAAAACGCGCAAAUCAGUCGAUUCACUGCCUUCAUUUCUGUUCGAUACUACUAUUGACCCGAAGAAGCGUUCCUUGCUCAUGGAAAACGAAAUUGCAGAACAAACGAAAACGGUCAAUGAUUUGCGAACGCUUGGUGCAUCGAGCAAAACUAUUGAAAACGAAGAGAGGAGACUGCAGGAGCUGCAAGCAAUCUGUUACAAGUAUUUCCGGAGGGAUAUGCUUCAGAAAUGGAAGCGGCCCACUAUGCGAAAAUCCAUGCUAAAAUCAGCAAACCGAUCUCGUUCUUUUAUUGCUCCCUCGCCAACCAAAGAGGAUCUAGGAGAUUCGCAUGAAUAUUCUGUAAUGGCCGACUCAACCGGGAACGACGGACUUUUAAACAGUUUACAGGAGUCGCCAAAUUCGGGACCGUCUCGAACUACUUCAUUGAGAGUUAAAAUUCCACUGGCUAACCGGGUCACAUUAAAUGAAUCGAUGCGUCAAUCGUCGUUGCCAAGCGCUGACUCAGAUGCCGCUUACUCCGACUCCGGUUUCGAUUGGCAACGAUAUGAUUCGGCAUCAAUAACGUCAGACGUUCCUCAUCUGCUGGAAAUCGACGGAGAACAAGUGGAACUACGCAAGAAAAGCCCAAACCACCCUCAGAAGCAGCAAGAGCCAAAUAUUGAUUUUGAACUCGAUAUAAAAGUGCUAGUGAAUUCGGGAAAAUGUGUUCUGCAUACGAAGGAUAUAACCGAUGAAAAAAUGUCCACCAGCGUUAGCAGCACAGUAAAACAGCACAAACGAGAAAGAAGUAUCGGCACGGAUUGGGGUAGUCCUGUUCCAUCUAGGAGGGCAAAAGAAAAAUCAAGAAUCAAAUACAACUCUCCUUAUACUGCGCUGGUGGAUCUAACUAUUUUCCAUAUUCCCGGCCUGGAUGUCAAACUUCAGUAUCAAUCAAAGAUCAUCGGUGAUGAUGCUUCGCCUAGGUUAAGCACCGGUGAUCCAUUCGGAGUUGUGCGUCGACACGGUUACAAACGAGCUACACUGUUUGCAUGGAUGACUCUGCAAAGCAUUCCGGAGGAGACAAUCAUUUCGCCGCACAUCCUAGAAUUUCUGGAACAAACUCUCGAACCGAUUCCUUCGAAAGUAAUUUCUGCACCUUCCAAUCCGGUUAAUCUGCAGAUGCUAGAAAACAAUUAUGCCGCUUAUGCCAGUUUUCCGGUAGACGUUGUAGUUUACUUCCACAUGCAACCUUCAACAUUCCGAUUCUCCUGCCUGCCGGUGUCUAGGGUCGAGUGUAUGUUGCAACUGCCCAGUUUGGAUAUUAUUUUCAGUUCAAACCGACACGAGGAUGAUGCCGCUAGUGCUGGUAUCAGUGAUGCUGAACCUGCGAAGUCUGCCGGCGGUUUGAGUGUAACGGGAUGUUUGGCCGAUUUUAAUGUGUACAUUUUCCAUCCAUACGGUGGUAAGAAAACGAAUCUAAAAGAGUCUCACCAAUUUAGCCCCUUAGCUGAUAGUGAACGGAAGGAUUCACUUAGUAUCAACGUUGAGUUUGUUAAGUUUCACAUCACACGUUCAAAGAAGAUUAACUACGAUGCAGGCAUUAUAAGAAAGAUGUCUGAUCAAUCCAAAGCUGUCAUUCGAUUCUCGACAAUUGUAGAUAUAGGUUCCGCUUCGUUUAAGUACGACAUGCGACGGUUAACUGAGAUAUUGGCUUUCCCUAAAGCCUGGUAUCGUAGAAGCAUUGUACGGAGAAUGUUUUUAGGCGAUCUGAGUGUACCGCAAGUUAGCAUGUGCGAUUUGGAAAGUGUUUCUGAAGAUAACAGCAGCGUGAAAACAACGGAUAAAGAGCUGCCCGUCGAUCGCCCCGAACCGUUAAGCAGAGAGAAAUUGAAACUUAAUUUGGACAACGAAACUCCAAAGCAAAGUAUGGGUAGCACGAGUUCAUCGUCCACAAGAUUGAAGGAUCAAAAAUCGUCCAGCAUGGAUUCAAAUACAUCUCCAUCGGAUGUCAAUCAGAUUACUUCGUGGGAAACUUUGGUUCUGUUUGCGGUAAAUUUCACCAAGCUGAAUGUACAGAUGAAUAUGGGCAACGUAAUGGGAAACAUAGUUUGGCUAACAAAAGCAUUCCAAAGUAAUGGAAGACUGAGUAUAGGAAGCACAGGACAUAAAAAUAUGUAUAUUGGUGUUGGUUUGGGAGGAUCAUCGCUGGAUGCUAAGGGAGGUAUAGUAGGAGGUACUAUUGAACUAAGCAAAAUUGAUACAUUCAUACACAUCAAGGAGGAUCCUGGUUGCGAACCGGAUCAUAAAGUUGGCAUUAAAUUCCUUGCACUAGAGCUAAGGUUUGAUUAUAUGGGAACAAGCGUUUUAAUGACCAGAAUCAGCUCUCUACGAGCACAGCUGCGAGAUGAGUGGAAAUUUUCCAAGGAUCAUGAUUUUAGUAACACACUACCUACUAACUAUCCGGCUAUAAUACUAAUUCAUGGUGAUCUCUCCUGGGAUCAACUGCAAAUGAUGAUAUCGAAAUCAACCACAGCUGACAUCCUAAAGAUGUUCUACAAACUGGAAGAAUUCUUUUCGCAACAAUUUAAGUCUUCGAAGCGUGUUUUCUCCAGUCUUGAGCCCCGACUGGCUGUUGACAAUAAUGUUCGCCGCCGAGAAUCCGCUAAAAAAGCCCCAUCUGUCACAUCUGCGUCUGCCGCUGAACGAGAACUUAAUACAAAUGAUGCACGGCACCAUCGGCAUUGGCAGCGUCCGUUGAAGCAAACCGAAGGUCUAUGGCUUUCCACGCUUGGACUUCCGCUGUCAAACAUUGGCACCGUACUGGGUGGAACAAUGGAGUUGCAUGGCGAAAAUAUUUCUCUUGCUUGCUUCCAUGGUAUUAAUUUUAAGUCCAAAUCAUGGGCGCUGUUCAGUCUCAAAGAACCGUGCAUCAACUUUGCUACAGAAGCACAACAUAUUGAUUCAUCAGAAGAGGUUCACGUCAUACAAACGCUUACGUUUGGUUUGGGAAUGAACACCCAGCAAGCUUCACAGCACCACUCGAAUGCAACCGUUGUGCGAAUGUCUAGAAAUGUCAUCUUUCCGCCUCAAUUCAAGACGCUUCACGAGUGGUUCCAUUACGCAUUCGCCAAUAGCGAGAUUGACGCGGUUGAUCGGUUCCCGGUACUGGAACGUGACAAAGAACAUCACACUAACUCGAUUGAACGGGCAAGGGGAGCUUCCGGAGGGGCAUCAUCGCAUCCAAAACUGCAAGAUCCCAAUCACAACCGUGAAGUAAUUUUCGCACUUCCAAGCCUCCAAUUGCAUUUUAAAACCGAACAUCUGCAAGGCGCCACAACUCCGGACGUCGCAGAAGAAAAACCCGUCGUUGAAUGCAGCUUCAUUACCGAGUUUGAGGAUCACAUAUUUGUCACUGUUGAUGCGGACGCAUUUUUCUUUUUGCACGAUUUAAUCACAUCAUAUUUAAAGGAAAAAGAAAAAGUGCUUGGAACCAUCACUAGCUCCAGGGCCACGUCGCCAAAUCCGCCACCCGUCCAAUCCCCAUCACCGACUCCAUCUAAUCAAUCUUCGCUCAAAUCGACGAAAAGUAAUAUUAAUGUUGGUGCUUCGUCUUCUCAAGAUUUAAGCUUCGAUAAUCAAUCUAUUGCCAAUGGUAGCGCUACUAAUCUUUCUGAUUCUGGGGCCUCUAGUUCCCAAAAUCGUGCAGAAAGCAGCAAGCAGCAGAGUGGCUCAAAACAUGUCAAUAUUAAAAUAGAGAAAUCUGAGAUCGAACAAUUUCUCCGCACCGAUUGGCGACAUUUUAACUGCAAAACCUGGCAUUUGGAGCCAACAGUCAGAUUGCUCUCGUGGGCAGGGAAAUCUAUCGAGCCGUACGGUAUUGAUUAUAUUUUGAACAAGCUGGGAUUCAGUCAUGCACGAACAACAAUUCCCAAAUGGCUACAACGUGGUGUGAUGGAUCCGCUGGACAAGGUGGAGGCUAUGCUAAUGCUUCAGCUUUUGCUAAUGGCGAAAGAAAACGAAGCGGAGGAAAAGGAAACACCUAAAGACAAGUGAUUUUUAUUUAAGUAGGCAAACAAACAAGGUAAGUGUCACAGUCUGAGCAAGAUAUCCAACUAUCAAACAACGAUAAUCACAAAAAUAUAUACCUGCUUACGAUAGCUAACGUUGCAGUUGAUUACGUUAUGUUCAAAUAUAUAAUCUUGCUAGCUUUUAAAUCAACCCUCUCUUCUAGUCGCUACUUUGAGUAGCAAAACGCAUUAGAUGUUAUGGCUAAAUAGUUACACUACUUUUGGUGUUAGUCCAAAUAUCUAAUCACUAUCGGUAUCUCUAAUAUGAAACAAUAAACAUC